Ornithodoros turicata is the source of this 1275-nucleotide messenger RNA. Its product is annotated as nose resistant to fluoxetine protein 6-like. Gene Ontology annotation, molecular function: acyltransferase activity, transferring groups other than amino-acyl groups. The record is from RefSeq and is a predicted model, not a curated record. The transcript has 9 exons. NCBI's taxonomy places the organism in Eukaryota, Metazoa, Arthropoda, Arachnida, Ixodida, Argasidae. The coding region runs from base 50 to 1264 and encodes 404 amino acids.
UGCCACCCUUUCGGUUGACACGUUCUUCUUCCUCAGUGGCCUGCUGCUGAUGUUCGUCUGUUAUCGAAAACUCAAGGUGGACAAAGGCCGCUUCGACUUCUUCAUGUACUAUCUUCAUAGAUACAUUAGGUUGACACCGCCUUUCAUAAUGGUGUCAAUGAUUCUUCUCCUGGACUCACACUGGUGGAAUGGACCGCUAUGGCACGAAACAGUAGACAGAUUCAUCAACGGUUGCCACAAGUACUGGUGGACAAAUUUACUCUACAUUAGCUCCUGGAUGAAGACGGAGGAAGUGUGCCUGCCUCACGGAUGGUAUCUAUCGUGCGACAUGCAGUACUUCAUCAUCGCUCCCAUAUUCUUCAUGACACUGUACAGGAAGCCAACCUUGGGAUUUUCACUCAUUGCUAUAGCAGCCUUCUUGAGCAUGGCAGCCACGGGCAUAGUAACCUACAUCUACGACCUGGGUCCGGUCGCUUUGUUCUCUAUUCCAGAUGACGACAAUGUCAAUAUGUUCCUGAACUACAUUGGAUUCCGGCCAUACGCACAUUUCGCCUCUUUUGCCGUGGGCCUUGUUCUGGGAUACCUGGUUUAUAGGUACAAAGAGAUUAAAAUCAGCAGGAAGCUUCAGUUGGUUGGAUGGCUGUCAGCAGUAACGACUGGGCUGACUAUUCUCUAUGGAGUAUACGACUGGAAUGCUAACUCACCACCCGGUACAUUUAUGAGUAUCUUAUAUGGAUCCACAAGCAGACCAGUGUGGACCUUGUGCGUCGCUUGGGUCACCUUCGCUUGUGUUACGGGACAUGGUGGCUACGUGAACACCUUACUCUCGUGGAGAGCAUUCGUGCCCCUUAGCAAGAUGACAUUUAUGGUGUACCUCUUGCAUCCGCCGCUUAUGUUUGCCUACGCCGCUCACGUCAUCAACUCAAUCUACGUCACGCAAUUCAUGGUGGUUUACACGUACUUAGCACACAUCAUGGCCUGCUGCAUGUGCGCCUUCCUGGCUUGCAUUUUGUGGGAAUCUCCUUUCAUCAACGUAGAAAAAAUUGUCCUGGACUUUAUCACAGACUGGAGGCGUCAGCGACGGAAGGAAGUUCCUGCAUCGAAGAAGUUCCCUAAACGUAAUCCUGACACGACCUCAACGCAUGUAAACGGAGGGCCAGCGGACUCUACAGAAGACACUCACGUAGUCUCACUUCCCGUAGAGGAGGACAAACCGCAGGACUCUGCAGAGAGCAACAAUAACUCUACUAGUAUUAGGCUGUAGCCGUAAAGAGA